AUGUCCCUUGCCGCGUCGUCACUCGUUUCGCGCUGUGCGCCCCGGCACGCGGCGGCGCGCGGCCGGCGCAUCGUCGCGCGCGCCGAGGCCGUCGAGAUCCCGUCCAAGUUCUCCACGGUGCGUCCCAAGGGCGAUCUCGUCCUGGUCAAGAUCGGCGAGGUCGAGGAGAAGACCAAGGGCGGCAUCCUGCUCCCGGCGUCCGUGCAGUCGCGGCCCACGUCGGGCGACGUCGUCGCGCUGGGCGACGGCAACACGCCCAUGGGCAAGCAGGAGCUGUACCUCAAGGAGGGCCAGACCGUCCUCUUCGGACGCUUCGGCAUCGGCGCGACGGACCUCGAGAUCCAGGGCGAGCCGCACGUGCUGAUCCGCGAGGACGACUGCAUCGGCGUGAUGCCCAAGUCGAACGCGACGAUGGACGAGCUCCCGCAGAUGAAGCCGAUCGGGGACCGCGUCCUGCUGCGCGUGAUCGACACGGCGGACACCACGAUCGGCGGGGUGGUGCUGGCGGGCGCGAAGGAGCGCCCCGUGCAGGGCGUGGUGCUGGCGGUCGGGCCGGGGAAGAUGGGGCCGGACGGGGAGCGGAAGAAGGUAGCGCUGGCGGAGGGGGACAAUGUGUUGUACUUCAAGUACGCCGGGGACCCGCUCGAGGCGCAGGACGGGACGAAGUACAUCGUGCUGCACGAGUCGGACGUGCUGUGCAAGGUCUAG
This is a messenger RNA of Pedinophyceae sp. YPF-701, 708 nucleotides long. The record is from the annotation of a GenBank genome assembly. NCBI's taxonomy places the organism in Eukaryota, Viridiplantae, Chlorophyta, Pedinophyceae.